UUUUCAACGCCGGAGAUGAACAGCCAUUCUGAGGGAGGGAAGCACAGGCCCUCUUCCACAAAGAGCUCUGUGACUCUGAUCCACCAGCAGUUCUCUACCGCUGCCCCGUAUGCUUUAGUUGUCAAGCUGUUUCUCCGACUCUGCUGGUCAUUAUUCAUGGCAAUGCUUGCUCAAAUGGACCUGAAGCUGCUCUUGAUAUCCACAUUGUUGGGAGUCUUUUGUUACGGCAACGCUCAGAAAGAGGGGAACGAGUGCAUCAAUGCCAAUGCCAAAUUCUGCGGGGAGUGCAUCCAGGCUGGAGCCAAAUGUGGCUGGUGUAAAGACCCAAACUUCCUGAAACAGGGUGAAACCGUGUCGACCCGCUGUGACGAGCUGCAGUCUCUGAUGAAAAGGGGCUGCGAUGAGGCAAUGAUUGAGAACCCACACGGGGAACAGAUGAUCCUGAAGAACAAAGACGUAACAAAUCGCAGAAAGGGAGCAGAGAAACUGAAGCCAGAGGACAUCACUCAGAUCCAGCCGCAGAAACUCACGGUCACCCUCCGAUCCGGUGAGCCCCAGUCUUUUGACUUGAAGUUCAAACGAGCGGAAGAUUAUCCCAUCGAUUUGUACUACUUGAUGGACCUGUCCUACUCCAUGAAGGACGAUCUGGAGAACGUCAAGAACCUGGGAACCAGUCUGAUGCUGGAGAUGUCAAAGAUCACCUCUGACUUCAGGAUAGGUUUUGGUUCCUUUGUGGAGAAGACAGUCAUGCCGUACAUCAGUACCACCCCGGCCAAGCUGCUGAACCCAUGCACAGGCGAUCAGAACUGCACCAGCCCCUUCAGCUACAAGAACGUGCUGAAGCUGACCAGCGACGGCAAGAAGUUCAACACCUUGGUAGGCCAGCAGCACAUCUCUGGAAACCUGGACUCUCCUGAGGGGGGCUUUGAUGCCAUCAUGCAAGUGGCUGUGUGCGGGGAGCAGAUUGGUUGGAGGAAUGUGACUCGUCUGCUGGUCUUCUCCACUGAUGCUGGCUUCCACUUUGCUGGAGAUGGCAAACUGGGCGGCAUUGUGCUGCCUAAUGAUGGAAAAUGUCACUUGGAGAACAAUGUUUACACGAUGAGCCACUAUUAUGACUAUCCCUCCAUCGCUCACCUUGUUCAGAAGCUGAGCGACAACAACAUUCAGACCAUCUUUGCAGUCACAGAGGAGUUCCAGCCUGUUUACCAAGAACUGAAGAAUCUGAUACCAAAGUCUGCUGUGGGCACUCUGUCUGCCAACUCAAGCAAUGUAAUCAACCUUAUUAUAGACGCUUACAAUUCUCUCUCAUCUGAGGUUAUUCUGGAGAACAGCAAGCUUCCAGAGGGAGUGACCAUAGCUUACACAUCCUACUGUAAGAACGGAGUGGUUAGUGAGGGCGAAAACGGACGGAAGUGCUCCAAUAUCUCCAUCGGAGAUGAGGUCAUGUUCAGCAUCAGUGUGACAUCUAACGGCUGUCCAAAACAAGGCAAGCCUGAGACCAUUAAGAUAAAGCCCCUGGGAUUCACGGAGGAAGUGGAGAUUACCCUCCGCUUCAUCUGUGAAUGUAAAUGCAGCAAGGAGGGUAUCAAGAACAGUGAACUCUGCCACUUCGGUAAUGGGACUUAUGAGUGUGGAGCCUGCAAGUGUAACGAAGGACGUGUGGGCAGACAGUGUGAAUGCAGCAGCAACGACGUGGCCACAGAAGACAUGGACCGGACCUGCCGUAAAGACAACGGCACUGACAUCUGCAGCAACAACGGAGACUGUGUGUGCGGCACAUGUGAGUGCAAGAAGAGAGACAACCCUGAUGAGAGGUACAGCGGCCAGUACUGCGAGUGUGACAACUUCAACUGUGACCGCUCCGGAAACAAACUGUGCGGAGGGCAUGGACGCUGUGAGUGCCGAGUGUGCGUCUGUGACCCCAUGUGGACCGGGAGCGCCUGUGAUUGUUCUCUGGACAACAGCACGUGCAUGGCUAGCAACAAGCAGAUCUGUAACGGCAGGGGGAAAUGUGAGUGCGGCACCUGUAAGUGCACCGACCCCAAAUUCCAGGGUCCCACUUGCGAAACCUGCCCUACCUGUCCAGGAGUCUGUACCGAACACAAAGAGUGUGUCCAGUGCCGGGCGUUUGGCACGGGUGAGAAGAAGGACACGUGCGAGCGAGACUGCAGCAACUUCAGCCUGAUUAAAGUGAAGGACAGGGAGAAGCUGCCCCAGCCCAACGACGCCUCUUACCCUGUGAUGCACUGCAAGGAGAGGGACGCCAACGACUGCUGGUUCUACUACACUUACGCUGUCAAUAACAACACGGAGAGGGAGGUCCAUGUGGUCGACACGCUCGACUGCCCCGCCGGUCCCGACAUCAUCCCAAUCGUAGCAGGUGUGGUGGCUGGCAUUGUCCUGAUUGGCUUAGCCCUGCUGCUUAUCUGGAAGCUGCUGAUGAUCAUUCAUGACAGGAGGGAGUUCGCCAAGUUUGAGAAGGAGAAGAUGAAUGCCAAAUGGGAUACGGGUGAAAAUCCCAUCUACAAAAGCGCUGUGACGACUGUGGUCAAUCCCAAAUAUGAAGGAAAAUGAUGACACCAUUGCUUUCAAUGCACUCUGCUGUCAAGUAUUUGCUGUCUGCAGUAUUCAGUUUGUUUGGAUUCUGAGGGGAACUUGUGGUGGAAUUUAUGUCAUUUUAUCAUUAUAAUGUACCGUUCAGCCACUGCAUCUGUAUUUUUACUAACACUUAUGAUUUAUCUGCAUUUGUUUGUAUUUUAGAUGUACAAUAUACAAUAUGUGUAUAUACUUUUAAGUUGCAUAUCUGCAGAAGCUGAUGAAAUGAUGAUGUUUCUAUCCUGUCACAGGACUUUUUUUUUUUUUUUUUUUCCUCUCACAGUGUGGACAUUAUGGGCAUAGAAUAUAUGUAAAAGAAUUUCUCAGCUUCCGUCUCUCUGUCGGUCCGUCCCUUCUCUCAUCUGUCUCUGUGCACUGACUUUCCGUGUGUUUCUGUGUGUUCCAGACAGGACCUAAGUUUAAUAUGUAAAUUGUCAGCCAUAGCUGUGUGUGUGUGUGUGUGUGUGUGUGUGUGUGUAUAUAGAAAACAACUGCAAAAGAAAAUACUGAAUAAUAUUUAGCGUUCAAAUUAGAUCGGACAGUAAUGUUGAAUCACAAUAAAUUCUGCAGUGGUUAAUAGUUGUAAAUGUAGUUUUAAACUGCAGCUUAGAAACACCCAAUGUUUAAAAUUGAAUGGACUCUUACUGAGUACUGUUGUCUGUCUUGAAGGACUAAAUACACAAGAUGAAUAUUAAUAUCCGCUAUGGUUAUUUGUAUUGUUGAUAUACUAUCACAAAGGGAUUGUAUACCACUUGUUAAAAUUAUGAAACUGUGGCGAUGUCGAACAAUCAGAGGAUUUGUGUCGUUAGAAGUCGCGAUCACCUAAUGAGUUAUCGAUGUAUUGCUAACUGCAGUAACUUUAUUACUCACUCUCAGGUCCUUUCCUGUGUUUUUGUCAAGUAUGCCAAAAAUACGUUUUGUGUCAGCUUGCUCAGCGAACUGGUGAACUUGUUUGUGUGAGCCAGUUUUUGGUUACCUACAUUUUUGUUUUGUUUUUUUUGGUUUUUUAGACUGUAAGAAGGAAUCAAGAGUAUGUCACAUGAAUCACCUCUGAAAUGCUUUCACACCCUGAUGCCUCCGAAGUAAAACACAUCAGCCUUCGCGGUAUUGUUCUUAAAGUGCCUUUUAUUUCAAUACCGUGUUCUCUCUCCGUGCUGUUUAUGAGUUAUUUAUUAAAUAAAGUACAAAAACUGU
Molecule: messenger RNA, 3789 nt
Organism: Xiphias gladius (swordfish)
Lineage: Eukaryota; Metazoa; Chordata; Actinopteri; Istiophoriformes; Xiphiidae
Gene: itgb1a
Product: integrin, beta 1a
Exons: 16
Coding region: 16-2574 (852 amino acids)
Biological process (GO): cell migration; cell adhesion mediated by integrin; cell-matrix adhesion
Cellular component (GO): cell surface; focal adhesion; integrin complex
Molecular function (GO): integrin binding; laminin binding; C-X3-C chemokine binding
Source: RefSeq, a predicted model, not a curated record